Molecule: messenger RNA, 2023 nt
Organism: Closterium sp. Yama58-4
Lineage: Eukaryota; Viridiplantae; Streptophyta; Zygnematophyceae; Desmidiales; Closteriaceae
Source: the annotation of a GenBank genome assembly
AUGCCAGGCGAUUUUUUAGAUGACUCAAAAGUCGACUCAGACACCCCCCUCCCCCCCUCCCCCCCUCCGUCCCUCUCCAACUUGCACCAGGUGCGCUCUGCCUCGCAGCAGCACUUCUACUUGGAGCCGCAGGCAGCGCUUGCAGUGCCGGACGAGGGGGGCAGCGUGACGGUGCAGAGCGCCACGCAGAGCCCCGAGCACACCCAGCAGGCCGUGGCGCUCGCCCUGGGGCUGCCCCUCUCCUGCGUGCGCAUCGUCACCCGCCGCCUUGGCGGCGCGUUCGGCGGCAAGACGGUUCAGGCUAUCUUCACCGACUCUGUUCUUUCUUCCUCCCACUCUGCUUUGCCAACCACCCCUUCCACCCCUCGCCCUCCAUCAUCCCUCCCCUUUCCGGAUGCUACUCUGCUCAACCAUCCACUCCCCCUCCCAUGGCGCCAGGUGGCGGUGGCGUGUGCGCUGGCAGCGCAGCACCUGCACUGCCCCGUGCGCAUGGCCUUGGACCGCAAGGCGGACACCGCCUUAGUGGGCGGGCGGCACGAGGCGCGGGCGCGGUACGACGUGGGGUGUGAUGGCACGGGGCGCGUGCACGCACUGCGUGUGCGGGCGGUGCUGAACGGCGGCAGCAGCGCCAGCACCAGCUGCUGGGUCGCUGCCAACUACGGGCCCGCGCUGGCGCAGUACGCCUGGGGCGCGCUGGAGAUCGACUUCAAAGUGGUCAGGACGGACCUGCCGACGCGCAGCACGGUGAGGGCGCCAGGCGAGGUGCAGGCGGUGGUGGUGGCGGAGAGUGUGAUGGACCACGUGGCUGCUGCCCUGGGGCUGCCCCCCAUGGCCGUGCGUGAGCGCAACCUCAUCACCACCCGCGCUCUCCGUGACUUCUUCCCCUCUGCCUUCCCCGCUCCUCCUCCUGCUCCUGCUGCUACCACUCCUGCUGCCGCCGCUCCUGCUGCUGAGCGAGUGUGGAGGGAGGCGAAGGUCCUAUCGAGCUACAGCAGGCGGGCAGCAGCAGUGGAGGAGUUCAACGCGGCACACGUGUGGCGCAAGCGAGGCCUGGCCAUGGCGCCUGCACUCUACCACGUGCCGCUGCUCGCCAAGCCCGCGCGUGUCACUGUGUUUGGCGAUGGGACUGUGGUGGUGGAGGCGGGCGGCGUGGAGAUGGGGCAGGGGCUCUCCACCAAGCUGCGCCAGGCUGCUGCCCUUGGCCUCAACUCCCUCUGGAGCGGCACCGCUACCAGCAACACAGACAACGACAGCCUGUCAAUAGGCAAUGCGGGCAUGACGGCUGCCAGCUCCUCCUCUAAAGCCUGCUGUGCCGCCGUGCUGCUCGCCUGCCACCACCUGCUGCCCGCGCUGCUCACCGCCAAGGCUGCAGUUGAGCAGGCCAAGGCGCGCCGGCGGGUGAGGAGGGAGUGCGGGCUCAUGGCAGGCGAGUGGCUCAUGGCAGGCGAGUCAGGAGUGGGAGAGGGUGACGUGGCAGUAGAGGAGGGUGACGUGGCGAGGUGGGAGGAGGUGGCAGCGCAGGCCAAGGCAAUGGAGCUGGUGCUGUCAGCGCAGGCGCACUUCACCCCCGACCCCUCCCACACCUCCUACUUCACCUUUGGUGCCGCCGCCUCUGAGGUGGAGGUGGACGUGCUGACGGGGGCAGUGGCAGUGCUGCGUGCUGACAUCCACUAUGACUGUGCGCGCAGCCUCAACCCUGCUGUCGACAUUGGCCAGGUGGAGGGGGCGUUCGUGCAGGGGCAGGGCUACUUCACCACGGAGGAGGUGCUGGUGGACGAAGCUACUGGGAAGCUGCUCUCGGACGGCACGUGGGCGUACAAGGUGCCAUCAUUCGACACCGUGCCGCGGCAGCUCAACGUGUCCCUCCUUCAUGCCACCGCCAACAAAUGUGGCGUGCUCUCCUCCAAAUCAUCGGGCGAGCCCCCUCUGCUGCUCGCCGUGUCCAUCCACUCUGCCAUCCGCCACGCCAUUGCUGCUGCUCGCCGCCAGUUCGCCCACCCAAGCACCGAUGCAGGCAGUGCGA